Schistosoma mattheei is the source of this 675-nucleotide messenger RNA. The record is from the annotation of a GenBank genome assembly. NCBI's taxonomy places the organism in Eukaryota, Metazoa, Platyhelminthes, Trematoda, Strigeidida, Schistosomatidae.
AUGUUAUUGUCAAGUGAAUCUUGGACUAGAGUAUUCAUCCUGUGCAAUUGUAGUUUUGUAGUGUUCGGUGUUGUUCUGCUAGCACUCGGAAUUCAACCACAAAUCACUUUAAAUCAAUUCAGAACUAUACUACACAGUGCGAAACCAGAGAUCUUCCUGGUAGUAAGUAUCUCAGGAGGUCUCUGUGUGCUAGGAUCAUGUGUUGGAAUUUAUGGACACUUGAAGAAACAUAAAAUGAUCAUAUAUUUUAACAUUUUUGUUUUGUUUAUCGUGACUUGUAUGUGGAUCGGUAUGGCAUCGACAGUAGCUUUAACGGAAGACAGGUUCCCUACGUUAGUUAACAGCUCACUAACUUCUACUGUUAAACAAUAUGAGAAACGAGUUGAUUAUCAAAUAGAGUUUGAUCAUUUACAAACGACUUUUCACUGCUGUGGAGCGUCAUCAUACAAAGACUAUCCUUUCAAUCCUAGGAUAUUACAAGUACCUUCUUCAUGUAGAUACGGAAAAUUCGCAUAUCCUAAAGGAUGUGUAUCAGCGAUAAUUGAAUAUACACAAACUUAUCUAAAUAUCAUCAUGUAUCUAUGUUUCACAUUCGGGAUUAUUCAAGCUGUCUACUUGAUAUUGUCAUUUCUGAGAAUACGUAAAUUUGAUGGUGACAAUUUUCUAUCUGCAUAA